Pocillopora damicornis (cauliflower coral) is the source of this 1873-nucleotide messenger RNA. Its product is annotated as indoleamine 2,3-dioxygenase 2. Gene Ontology annotation, biological process: 'de novo' NAD+ biosynthetic process from L-tryptophan. Gene Ontology annotation, molecular function: indoleamine 2,3-dioxygenase activity; L-tryptophan 2,3-dioxygenase activity; heme binding. Lineage: Eukaryota; Metazoa; Cnidaria; Anthozoa; Scleractinia; Pocilloporidae. Gene Ontology annotation, cellular component: cytoplasm. The record is from RefSeq and is a predicted model, not a curated record.
AUGCAAUCGCUGCCCACAUAACACGGAAAUGGAAUUUGUUCCAACACCGCUGGAAUUUGAUGUAUCCCCAAAUUUCGGAUUUCUUCCAGAGAGGGAACCUCUACAAUGCUUGCCAGAAUACUUCUCUCCAUGGGAAAAAUUAGCCAGAAAUUUACCUCAACUGGUUAAAGAGGGAGAAUUUUUUCGUCAGCAGAUCAAACAACUCCCUUUGUUGGACCAUAACAAACUUUCAUCAGAAGAUGAGUGGAAGAGAGCUCAAUUAGUUCUUACAUGCAUAUCCCAUGCAUAUGUAUGGUGCAAAGGAGAGAGGGGUGUUGCCAAGAUUCUUCCAAAGUCAUUGGCUGUUCCUUGGGUUUCAGUGGCUAAGCAUCUAGAUAUUCCUCCUGUGUUAACACACUCAACAUUUGCACUUUAUAAUUGGAGAUAUAUUGACCCCAAACGGCCUUUCAGCAUGGAAAACAUUGAGCUUUCAGUUAAUAUCACUGGAUCACAGACAGAAGAAGGGUUUCUUAAAGUUCCUCUUCAGAUGGAGGCAGAGUUUGGAAAAGGAUGCUUUAGCAUUACCAGUGGACAAAAGGCUGUUGUAAAUAAUGACACCGAAGGGGUGUUGAAAGCCUUGAUGUCAUUAAAAGAAACAAUAGUCCAGCUUAAGAAAUCAUUUUUACGUAUUUAUGAUGUUUGUGAUCCUGAGGAAUUUUACAAUGAACUGAGAAUAUAUCUUUCUGGGUGGCUUAACAACCCAGCUUUACCAGAUGGCCUUAUUUAUGAAGGUGUUAGUGAGAUGCCUUUGCAAGUAAGUUGUUUAUCUUGCCUAUUUUCUGACAUCGUUCAAAAACUGAAUAUUUUUUUUCUGAUCUUGAUUUGCUCACAUUCAGAAUCAAGUUCAGGUGGUCAGUUUUUAGAAAGAAUGUGUUACUACAUGCCACCUAAACACCGUGCAUUUAUAGAGGCUGUGGCAAAAGGGCCAUCAAUCAGAAACUAUGUCUUUGCAAGUGGAGACCCUGAUCUCACUAGGGAGUAUGAUCUCUGUGUGGGAAAAUUAACAGACUUUAGAAAUGUGCAUUUACAAGUUGUAGCCAGAUACAUCGUUAUUCCAUCAAACAGAGGAAAAGAUACAAAGCAGAAGGGAAAGGCCUUGAUUGGCACAGGAGGGUCCGAUCUUAUGUCCUUCCUGAAGCAGAUUCGAAAUGAAACUGCCAGAACUGUUAGUUGUAAUAACAAUAUUGGAAGAGAUUCCUCUCUUGAACUACAAAAGGAAUUAGAUGGAGUGUCAGAUAAUACACUAAUUAAUGAUGUGUGAUGAUGACUUGCAAGCUGACAAGUCUAUCCAGCUUUUUGAGUGGUAAGCCCUGACCAUGGGAGACUUCCACAACCAGGAUGUACUUCAAAUUCAAAGUCAAGACACUGACCAGACUUUUUUUUACCCUUUUUGAGUAAUGUUUUUGGAUAACAGAAUGCAAAUUAGUUUAUUGUGUUGUUGUUUUAUAUUUUAACAAGGAGAGAGGUGAAAUCUAGAGAGCAGAUUUUCAAUUUGAAAUUUCAUUUUUUCAUUUUCCUUCAUUUCAUUUUUUUCAUAUUGUUUAAGUUUAAAUGACACUUUCAAGUUAAAAUUAGUUUGUAUGUAUCAAGGUAUUAUUAAGCUUUUUAUGAAAGAAAUGGUUUCAACUUGUUAAGCAAUCCUCAUACCGGCUGAAUUUUCAAAAAUUCCAAGCGAUUUUAGGCAAGAAUAAGAGGUACAACAGGCAGUAAAUUGAACAGGUUACCACCUGAAAAAAUAACACAUUGGAAGUAUGGGGAUAUUUAUAGGGGACAAAUUUCUAUCUGAGUGGCCAAAAAAAUCUACUACCUCAAUUUUGAACAGUGACCAACAGUG